Messenger RNA from Pteropus alecto (black flying fox), 2332 nucleotides. It is a transcript of the gene RHAG, whose product is annotated as Rh associated glycoprotein. The record is from RefSeq and is a predicted model, not a curated record. Gene Ontology annotation, molecular function: ammonium channel activity. Gene Ontology annotation, biological process: ammonium transmembrane transport; ammonium homeostasis. Bases 57 to 1340 code for a protein of 427 amino acids. Gene Ontology annotation, cellular component: plasma membrane. NCBI's taxonomy places the organism in Eukaryota, Metazoa, Chordata, Mammalia, Chiroptera, Pteropodidae. The transcript has 10 exons.
AUCAAUCUCCCACAGCCUGUGAAGCCCUCAGUGUGCCUCUGUCCUUUGCCACAAACAUGAGGUUCAAAUUCCCUCUCAUGGCCAUUAGCCUGGAGGUUGCCAUGAUUGUUUUAUUUGGAUUAUUUGUUCAAUAUGAAACGGAUUACAGCGUUCUUCGGCAGACCAACAGCUCCAAGUCAAUAGAUGAAUUCUUUGUAUUAUACCCUCUAUUCCAAGAUGUACAUGUUAUGAUAUUUGUUGGGUUUGGCUUCCUCAUGACCUUCUUGAAGAAAUAUGGUUUCAGUAGUGUGGGUAUCAACCUGUUCGUUGCUGCUCUGGGUCUUCAAUGGGGCACUCUUAUAUGGGGAAUCCUGCACUACCAUGGACAGAAAAUUCCUAUUGGAAUCAUAAGCAUGAUAAAUGCAGACUUCAGCACAGCCACAGUCCUGAUUUCUUUUGGAGCUGUCCUGGGAAAAAUAAGUCCAAUCCAAAUGCUGAUCAUGACAAUCAUAGAAAUUACUGUCUUUGUUGGCAAUGAAUAUCUGGUUGUUGAGAAGUUUAUGGCCUCUGAUAUAGGAGCAUCAAUGACGAUCCAUGCCUUUGGGGCCUACUUUGGCUUGGCUGUAGCAGGCAUCUUAUAUCGACCAGGCCUGAGAAGGGGACAUGACAAUGAGGAGUCUGAGUACCACUCAGAUUUGUUUGCAAUGAUUGGAACUCUUUUCCUAUGGAUAUUUUGGCCCAGUUUUAAUUCAGCCGUUGCGGAUGCUGGAGACAAACAGUACAGGGCCAUUGUAAACACAUACUUCUCUCUCGCUGCCUGCGUGCUCACAGCCUAUGCAUUCUCCAGUCUCGUUGAGCACCGAGGCAAGCUCAGCAUGGUUCAUAUUCAGAAUGCAACCCUUGCUGGAGGGGUUUCUGUGGGCACUUGUGCAGACAUGGACAUUAGCCUGUGCGUUUCUAUGAUCAUUGGGAGCACUGCAGGAAUGGUCUCUGUGCUUGGAUUUAAGUUUCUGACUCCACUUUUUGCUACUAAACUGAGGAUCCAAGAUACAUGCGGGGUUCAUAACUUGCAUGGUUUGCCUGGUGUGAUAGGAGGCCUUGCGGGCAUUGCGGCAGUAGCCAUGGGAGUGUCUGACAAGUCUACCUGGGCCAUGCAAGCAGCAGCACUAGGUUCUUCUAUCGGAACUGCAGUUGUUGGAGGGAUAUUCACAGGUUUAAUUCUAAAGUUACCCAUCUGGGGACAGCCACUUGACCAGAACUGCUAUGAUGAUUCUGUUUAUUGGGAGGUACCUUGGUGGAAAGAAGGUGACAAUUGUUUUCAUGAACAUGGCAGCCAAAACCAGCUGGAACUUGAAGUCUAAAUACCAUUCCUCUGCCUCACCUUCCUUUCCCACUAUCUAGAGUCAAAUCUAAAUAAACGAAAAGCAUCCAGGAAGAAUAUGGACCAGAAUGGAAGACCCUGAGCCCCAAAUGUCCAGUGUAAAAUAUCCUAAUAUAAUCUGGUGCUGUCUCUUGAUAUUCACUGAUUGUUUAGUUGAAGAAAUAUGACUCAUAAAACAGAUGGUCAAAUGGAUCCUAUUCAGCACUCCCAGACUACUCUUGCCAGUGUGAAUACUUCCUGUAUAUUCAUGUAUUUCCCGCCCCCCCAUGGAGGCAGAUUUACAAAGAAGUGAAUACUUUCUAAUCAUAUCAGUUUCUUAAAUGUAGGUAUUAUGUCUUCAGUCCCAAAGAUUAUGAAACUGAAGUCAGUGAAAGAAUAAUGUGUGUAAAAAGCUAUAUAAGAAAUAUGAAAAAUGAAUGUAUAUAAAGUAGUAAUAUGAGUGUGUUUGGUAGUGUUUUCUUGAUUUAAAAAAAUGGUCAAAUUAGUAAUGUUAUGUCUUUGCUCAAAUAUUAUUAUGCUUAAUUUCUUUUGUAUGUUUACUAUUUGCAACAGAGUUCAAACUCUACCUGACCAAAGUCUAUUUUAUAUAAAAUUUCAGUGGAUUAAUGUUAUUAUAAAAUAAAGUCUUUGGUGGUUAGAAUUCAUUUUAGUAACAGGCACAUAUGCACAUGAACACACACGCACCCCUCAUACUUAGUCCAUAUCAAUCCAAAUAGAUUGUUACUUACUAUAUAUUUACUAUAAAACAUCAAGUUAAUGUUUCAUGCUAUAGUAAAAGUAUUAAACAACUGAGUUUUAGAAAAGGUAAAUGACAUUGUCAUAUAAAACUAUUUCUACGGAAAUCAAAUACUUUUUUUCUCUCAGGAAGCUUUUUAGAUUUUUCUUUUAUUUUUCUGGAGUCCUGGAAUCUUGCCAAGAUGUGCCAAAGUAUUAAUUAGGAAAUCACCCUUGCCAUCGUUGACAGAAUUCCAG